GUGAGAGAAAAGCUCAAUAUGUGCGCUUCUUUGUAUACGGCUGGGUUGUGAGCUUCGCAGGAGCUUCAGGAUUUUCACUUGUUCCAUGAAACAUCCAAUUAAAUAAUCCGUAUACGAAGGAAUUUUAUAGCCAGUGAUAGAGAGGAAAGGAUUCUGGACUGCCCAGUAGUGACGGGGGCCCAGCUCUGCACUGUUGUACCACCCAGGCAAAGCGGGUCUGAACACAUUAACACAUCUGAACUAACUGGACUCCGUGCUGUCAGCAGUUAAGCCCAGUACAAGCGGCCAUUCUUGCAUGUGUGGAUCCUGAAGUGUUCUUCCCUGCCGACUGACGGGCCAGACAGCAUACCCCCCCGGGCUUCCGACAGUCAGGCACUGGACCAGGGAGAGUUUGGUCUGAGACACUGGUACCUGUACUGGACUAUACAGACUAUAUUUGGACUGACCCACCAGUGAUAUCAGCAGUUCUGGCUAACGUCUUCCCUGAAGACAACAUGAGCCCUCUUGACCUCUACAACCCUUCCAACAGCACAGCCGACGUAGAUACAGCGCCAGGCAACGCUGACGCCAUCUCCGCUCACUGGCAGCAAGGCAUGCUGGGUAAUGACAGCUACCCCGACAGGCCAGGGUUCCAUACUGACAUCACAAAACAUGUUGCGGUCCAAGCGACUCUAAUCAUAGCUUAUUGUCUGAUCAUCUUGCUAGGCCUUGUCGGCAACGCCCUUGUCAUCUACAUGAUCAUCCGCUUCAGGAACAUGAGGACUGUCACUAACUUCUUCAUAGCUAACCUGGCCUUGGCUGACCUGUUGGUGAACUCGCUGUGCCUGCCGUUCACGCUGGUUUACACGUUGCUGGAUGAGUGGAAGUUCGGCGCGGUGCUGUGUCACAUGGUCCCCUACGCCCAGGCGCUGAGCGUUCACGUGUCAAUCCUGACGCUGACCAUCAUCGCUCUGGAGCGCUACAGGUGCAUCGUUUUCCACCUGGGCCAACGACUCACCUGGCGUAGCAGCCUCCUCAUCAUGGCGCUCACCUGGACGCUGUCCGCCGUGCUGGCCGGCCCGCUGGCCAUCUUCAGGGAGUACCGCCAGGAGGAGAUCCCGUCCAUCAACCUGAGGAUGUCGGUCUGCUCCGAGAAGUGGCCCAACGGCAGUCACCGUGACGGGGUGAUCUACAGCCUCUCGAUGCUCCUCCUGCAGUACGUGGUCCCGCUGGCUAUCAUCAGCUACGCCUACAUCUGCAUCUGGGUGAAGCUCAAGAACCACGUGAGCCCGGCGAGCCGCAUUGACGCCGUCCAGCGCAGGAAGAAGACUACCAAGAUGUUGGUUAUGGUUGUUGUAGUCUUUGCAACCUGCUGGUUGCCCUUCCACGUCUUCCAGCUGGCCAGCGACCUGGACCUGGUGCUCAGCCUUAAACAGUACAAGCUGAUCUACACCCUCUUUCACAUCGUAGCCAUGUGCUCCACCUUCGCCAACCCGAUCCUCUAUGGCUGGAUGAAUAAAAACUACAGGAACGGGUUUCUCAUGGUGUUCAGGUGUGAGAAUAAACCAGACAGUAUUCACCCAGAGGGAUCCUUUAAGACCAGGUCUCUGCGGAGAAUGUCUCUGAACGGAAGGAACGGAGGACACCCUCCCACAGCCGUCUGAUUGGUUGAUAGAACAGCCAUCCGAGGCUGCUUUUUGGGGUCAUAUUGGAAAAAAUGGAAACCAAUCCAUACUGCUGCACUUAUCAAAGACGCUACACAACAAUGUUGACUAGGGGAGUUUUCCCUGGUAUAAAGGGAUAUUAGCGGCCACUUAGAGAUUUCCUUAAUAUGAAGGGAUGUUUGUGCCCACUUAAAGUGAAGCUGAGGCUGCUGUAAAAAGAAGUAAGCUUUGUUUGGGAUUGAAAGGCUCAUAGCACAGGAGCCAAUUUCAUGCUUGUGUAAAGUAAGCCAGAAUGGCCCAUAGGACAGAAGCCUGCUUCUGGAACCUGAGACAGCUUGAUGUACAAGUGAAACUAAACCAGACAGUAUUUACACAGAGGGCUUGUUCAAGACCAGUGGCCUGAUUUAUUAACCGUACAUAAAUAUCUCACUAAAUACUGGCGCAAGAGGGGUUCCAAAGAUGAUUGGGAUUCAUCAAACUGCUGCAACCAACCAGACACGCAGGUUUCUGUUGAUGAAUGCUAUAAUUCUGCGCAUGUGAACAAGUGUUACAACCACGCCUGGAAAAUGUCCUAGGUUCACCUUUCAUGGUGACAAAAAGCCUGUCAUUCGUUGUGUGAUUUGGUUAUGUUGGAACUGCUGUUUCUUAAAGACAGAGCAACAGCAAAAUAUAAAUCAUUCUUUUAGUGGUGUGGGGAGGUUUUAGUCUUUUUCUUUUUCAAAUUAAACAUGCAUGUCUGCUAUUAGUGCCAAACAGUGACCUUGGAGUCUGCAAUUGCACAGCAAGACAGUAGCCUACAUGUAGUCAAACAGCCUCAUUUGACUUACUGGGAUGUUUAUAUUCUUUCAGUGUUGGCUUGAAUGAGCGAUGGGGUAUUGCUGAUAUUUGUUCAUAGGGAAUAAAACACUGAAUGUUAGGAAUGGAGGGGAAGGAAACUCUCUGAGCGCAUUCUGAUUUUACUGAUUGUUGGAUUGAUUGAUUGAUUGAUUAAACUCCCAACAGUGGCAGGGUUAUGGAUGGAGAUUAGUGCCAACAGAAAGGGAAGCUCAAUUGGAGCACUUAUUCUUGUUAAAGCAGCUCAUCAGGGAUAGAUAGAAAGAUAGAAUAGAUAUAGAUAGAACGAUAGAAAAAAUAUAGAUAGAAAGAUAAAUUAGAUGACCUCACAAUCAGCUGUUGUUCCCCUACAGGGGUGUAACUGUUUGCCAAAACUACGGUUUGGUGAAUAAAGUGGUUUUGGAAGCCCGGGCCAUAAUGCCUGAUGAGUGGACAAUCAAGAAAACCUACAUUUAAUAUUUUAGGAAAAUGUAAAACUUAGAAUUACAAAUUCAGGUAGGUUCCUCCCUCUUUUGAUAUGUGUGCUUCUAAAACAUUUUGUUAGGUGAAGUCAGGACGCCCCCGGAUGUGUUCUUUUGUUACCCUCAUAACCAUGUGUAACUGUAGCAAGUAAAAAUACAGGUCUGGAAAAAAUUAAGAGACCACUGCACCUUUUUUUUCCUU
Molecule: messenger RNA, 3140 nt
Organism: Esox lucius (northern pike)
Lineage: Eukaryota; Metazoa; Chordata; Actinopteri; Esociformes; Esocidae
Gene: npy7r
Product: neuropeptide Y receptor Y7
Exons: 2
Coding region: 495-1643 (382 amino acids)
Biological process (GO): G protein-coupled receptor signaling pathway
Cellular component (GO): membrane
Molecular function (GO): neuropeptide Y receptor activity
Source: RefSeq, a predicted model, not a curated record